This is a messenger RNA of Knipowitschia caucasica, 450 nucleotides long. NCBI's taxonomy places the organism in Eukaryota, Metazoa, Chordata, Actinopteri, Gobiiformes, Gobiidae. The record is from the annotation of a GenBank genome assembly.
AUGGAGAGUGACGCCUCUUCCUCCCCUCUCCUCUUCCUCCCCUCUCCUCUUCCUCCCCUCUCAUCUCUCUCCACUCUUAGCCCUCUCUUCUCCUGCUGUAUCCGACCCCGAACCCCCCGCUGGGAGCUGUCUCUGGGAUGUCACGCGUCCAUUUUCACUGAGGAGGCUGCACAUAACGCGUGUGUGGGAGUGCGUGUGCGUUUUUUUUUGGAUGCGCUCCGAGACUGGGGUGGUGGGCCGAUCGUGCGGUGUGGGCUCAGGCGGACGCACGCUGCAAACGUCGCGUACAUGCAUUGGAUUUACGCCUGGUCGGUGUCAUGCAGAGUCGGCUCCACCUUGCUCCGUGAAGACGCGCUCCUUCCCUGUCCCUCUGCCUGGCUGUCAGACAUCUUCAAGCGAAAAGCAGCGAGUGUGGCCAUGACAGGCGGCUGUGACAUUGACUCGUAUUGA